Molecule: messenger RNA, 3756 nt
Organism: Podarcis muralis (Common wall lizard)
Lineage: Eukaryota; Metazoa; Chordata; Lepidosauria; Squamata; Lacertidae
Gene: PEX13
Product: peroxisomal biogenesis factor 13
Biological process (GO): protein import into peroxisome matrix, docking
Cellular component (GO): peroxisomal membrane; peroxisomal importomer complex; peroxisome
Molecular function (GO): protein binding
Source: RefSeq, a predicted model, not a curated record
CGAUCCCCGAGCUCCGCGCGUCGCCUGCGAGGGGCGGGGCCUCCUCCCCGGCGGGACCGACGGCUCGGCGCUCGCCUCGGGAGACGGCCGAGCCUAGGCGAAGGUCCGGCGAAGACGAUGGCGGCCAACCAACCGCCGCCCCCGAAGCCCUGGGAGAACCGGAGGCUAUCUCCAGAUGUGGGAGUUAGUCAGCUGACGCGGCCUGGGCAGCCCACCCUCACCCGCGUGCCCCCUCCCAUUGUGCCAAGGCCAUCUCAACAGACUGGGAGCACGGCCCUGAGCUCUUUCAGGCCUUCGUACAGCAGCCCCUUCAGCUCAGGCUACGGCACGUACGGGAACUCCUUCUACGGAAGCUACAGCCCUUACAGCUACGGAUAUGGCAGCAUGGGCUACAACCGGUUUCGGGUGGACGACGUUCCCGCCAGCCGGUUUGUGCAGCAGGCCGAGGAGAGCAGCCGCGGCGCAUUCCAGUCCAUCGAAAGCAUCGUGCACGCCUUCGCCUCGGUCAGCAUGAUGAUGGACGCUACCUUUUCGGCGGUCUACAACAGCUUCCGAGCCGUCUUAGACGUAGCCAACCACUUCUCCCGGCUCAAGAUCCACUUCACCAAGGUGUUUUCAGCUUUUGCCUUGGUCAGAACUAUACGGUACCUUUACAGGCGGCUGCAGCGGUUGCUGGGUCUGAGAAAGAAUUCCGAAAACGAUGAUUUGUGGGCAGAAAGCGAAGGGACUGUGGCCUGUGCUGGCCCCGAGGAAAGGGCGGCCAACUCUGCAAAAUCCUGGCCCAUUUUCCUAUUCUUUGCCGUUGUUCUCGGGGGUCCUUACCUCAUUUGGAAGCUGCUGUCCACCUACACUGAGGACGAAACAGUUUCCAGCAAUUGGGCAAGUGGAGAGGAUGAUCAUGUUGUUGGGAGAGCAGAAUACGAUUUCAAUGCUGUUUCAGAAGAAGAAAUUUCCUUCCGUGCUGGUGAAAUGCUAAAAUUGGCACCCAAAGAACGACAACCCAAAAUACGUGGCUGGCUCUUGGCCAGCCGUGAUGGCCAGACUACAGGACUUGUUCCAGCUAAUUAUGUCCGAAUACUCGGCAAAAGGAAAGGAAAGCGAGCUGUAGAGCUGGAGAAGGUUACUGAGCAUGAGCCAGCACUCAGCAACGCCACUUUGAUCCCAGGAGCCACAGCUUCCGACACCCUGGAAGAGCAAGAAGCUGCCUUUGAGUCUGUUUUUGUAGAAAAUAAUAAAGUCCCUGUCACAUCCAGCUCUGCUGUGCUUGGUGGAGACAAACAGGACCUUUGAUGCAUUUAUCAGAGUAAGCCUGUGGUGGUCACAGUAAUUCUGUAGGGUAGGCAUUCAGUAGUGAUGUAGCGGAACACUACCAGUCAUUGGGAGGGAUGUUUUCAGUCUAAGCCUGUGCUUGGUUCUUUUGGCAUUGGACAGUUGUGUUAAGCAGGCUAGCAUCCAUUUCAUUAUCUCAAGCGUGGGUGAGUUUUGGAGUGCAGGAGGCUUGGCACCUUGUCCCGUUCAACGGAAGGAGCUGAGCUGAGAGGUUCCCCAGGCAGCUAUCUGCUUUGAAGUCCUCCUCAGGAACUGAAUACAGCGUCAUUGCGGCUGUUCCAAGAAAGAACAUGUUUUCACCAAGUCUUCACGCAUAGUGCAAGAUUGGUUUUCUUUCCCUCCUUAUACCCCGUUUUUGUGAGAUAAAUAAUCUCUGGCUCAUGGGGAUAUCAGGAAACCUUUUGGGGGGAGGUGAAUUAAUAUUUCCAUAAGUUAGUAGUUCCGUAUGGAAGGCACUUUAGAACUGACAGCAAGCCUAGUUAAUUGUAGUUCCAAGACAUGUGCUUGGUCCUCUUUUCAUAGAUAAGCUUUCUACUCUGAGCUUUGAAAGUGGCUCCUUUGUGCUGCCUUAGACCCCUGUGCUUCAUUCAUUCUUCAUGUCAUUCUUUGCCCGGACUAGUAGGCAAUUGCUCUUUAAGUAGAAAUACUGCAUUACUUUUUCUUCCAGUUCAGGUUUGCGACAUCUGUGGCUCUGCUUUUUUCCUGUCAACUGCAAGCUGAUCUAUCAAGAAUACCUCAUUGAGGCUCAAACUGCACGUGACAGCAGAUCUGUAUGUUUUAAACCCAAAACUGCCACUAUUACAUGCAGUCUCAGCUUCAGUGUUUAGUAAAUGUAAUAUAUAAAUCUGAUUUCCUCAUCCCUUACAAUUGCAGGUAUGAGCUGAUAGUCAUCCUUUGACAUCGCUCUACUAAGGAUGCUAAACUUUGCUCCUAUAAAGGUUGAGGUGUUACUUUACAAAGCUGGACUGACAUGAAAAUGAAACUUGUUUUCUGAAAUCAUGUUUGCUACUGUAUUGAUGCGACACUAUUCUGAAUAGUGAGAUAAAAAUCCAGGUUGAUUCUGGGAAGAUGUGAUAAUUGAUAAAACUAAUUUCAGGCUGCAGUUUCUUAAAGUGGUAAACCAGAGCUCUGCAAUUUCUGUAGCAGCUAUGAACUUCCAGUGUGACACAACUCAUAUUCAUCUUUGUAGACUGUUUUAAAAUAAAAUACUGAGUCUGACACAAGUGCAUCUUGGAUUCUGUCAAUCUUAAAUCACAAUCCUUCUAUGGAGUACCUGAAGCCAUUAACUCUGGUGCCCAUGUGAGGUUAUAGCUGCUCUGGGAUAGGGAAAAUCAGGAUGAGAUUUCUGGAUGGACCAGCUGCUUUUUUAUUAUUUUACUUUAAUUUAAAAAGAAAAGAAAAACUUACAUCCUGCCAGUUUUCAAAAAGGAAUCCAAGGUGGCUUAUAGCCACAAAAACAAGAAGCAAUAUAAAAACGAAAACCAUAAGAUACAUUAAAUUGCCAUCAUCAUAAAACAGCAAUUAGCACAGGAAGCGAAAAAUCCCUGUAUGUAACAACCCAUAAACAAGAUUAGGUAAAUAGAGACACCACUUGUGCACCCCAUACAAGACAGAUUACGCAACAUGGAAAUCCAAGGGCACUUCAGAUUCUUCUCUGGUUGAGUGCAAAUACGGCAUCUCUCAAGAUCCUGCCUCAUAGCUCCUAGGAGUGGCCAUCCUGGGAAAUAAGCCUUGGAACAAGCAUACACACCUGACCCAAGUUGCUCGCAUGACUAUGGACUGAUCUCUUUCGAUUUGCAGUCUCUCUGCACAGAAAAAGAAGGGGGAAAAUGGGGCGGCUGAAAUGUACUAGGAAAGUUAUCUUCGUAUGUAAUACUUCAAGAUUUUAACUAAAUAUUUGCUUCCCUCCCCUCCCCUCAAAAAACCCCAAGCCUAUUGAAAAAUAAAAGUGGCUAGGGUUGGUAGUGGGAAAAUGUUCCACAUUUUCAUUAGACUUACACUUUGUGAGAUCUAAAUGUUACAGAUUAUUUUUUUCAGAUAAUACUGUAGUAAAAUCAGCAGGUUGAAAAGUGUUUUGCUUAAAAAGGAUUCAUUAUUGAUUUACUAAAUUUCAAGACAGGUCCUAAAUGUAUUCACUUAGAAGGAGGUCCUACUGAAUUUGAUGGGGCUUGUCCUGGGAAGUACCCUUGGAUUGCAGUCUUUACUUAUACUUGCUUGAACUAUACUUAACAAACUGUCAUAUCUAUGCAUAUUGAACUUCAAUAGAUAAGUAUGUAUAGUGGACUUUGACUCUGACACUUUGACUUUGCUUGUUUUAUUGGCGCCAGAAUGAAAAUUGAUGUAAACAACCUACUGUAGAUAUACUAAAGGUUUUAUCAUGCGGUUGGAUUAACCUUGAUGAAUCUAUUAAAUGCCGUUGAAACUUGA